UUAUUCACAGAAGAAAGCAGGCCGUAUACAGUUUCACUACUACAGUGGAAAGUCAGAAGGUCACAAAGCUUGCAGGCUAGCUGACACAACUUGAAACUGCUUGGCCCCCUUUAAAAAGAAAUAAUAAAAUGGGAGAGAAUGAAGCAAGUUUAUCUAACACGACUUUGCAAGGUAAAAAGAUGGCCUAUCAGAAAGUCAGUGCAGACCAGAGAGGUCCUGGACACUCCCAGUUCUUGGACAGUGACGACCUUCAAGCCACUGCCCUUGACCUGGAGUGGGACAUGGAGAAGGAACUGGAGGAGCCUGGAUUUGAUCAGUUCCAGUUGGAGGGUGCUGCGAAUCAGAACGCGAGGCAUUCAGAGACAGAAGACCUUAACCUUGAUUCCAUUCAGCCCUCAGCCUCCCCCAAAGGAAGGUUCCAGAGACUCCAAGAGGAGCCUGACUAUGUCACCCGUUACGCACGACCUGCACCAAAGAGCAGCCGCUACAGUUUUUGCCGCCUUUUGAAAAUAUUUUGCACAGCGACCACAUUAUUUAUUUUUGGAAUUUUGAUGGGUUAUUAUACGCACAAAAAUUGCCCAUCAGAAGAAGCAACGUCUUCGGGAAUGGAUGAUCCUCAUUUAUCCCGAGAGAUUCUCAAGGCAAUUCAAGCAGAGAAUAUUAAGAAGUCGUUCAGAAAUUUGGUACAACUGUAUCCUCAAAAUGAAGAUGACACAGAAAUUUCAAAGAUGCUUAAGACUCAGUGGACUUCUCUGGGCCUAGAAGAUGUACAAUUUGUAAAUUACUCUGUGCUACUCAGUCUGCCAAGCCCUUCUCCCAACACUGUGACUCUAAGCAACGGCAGCCAAUGCUUUCAUCCUGAUGGCCAGCCGUGUGGUGAAGGAGCCAGAAAAGACAGCAGCCAAGACCGGCUCUACUCAUACGCGGCCUAUUCUGCCAAAGGAACUCUCGAGGCUGAAGUCAUCGAUGUGAGCUAUGGAACUGUAGAUGAUUUAAAAAGUCUUAAAGUGAAAAAUACAACAAAUCAGAUUGCACUCUUGAAGUUAGGAAGAUUGCCACUGCUUUAUAAGCUUUCCUUGCUGGAAAAGGCUGGGUUUGGAGGUGUUCUCCUGUACAUUGAUCCUUGUGAUUUACCAGAGACUGCACAUCUUCGCUAUGAUGGCUUCAUGGUAUCUCUGAACCCAGGAGGAGACCCUUCCACACCUGGUUAUCCAAGUGGGGAUGGAAGCUUUAGACAAAAUCAAUCAAACCUCACUUCGCUACUUGUGCAGCCUGUGUCAGCGUCUCUCGUUGCAAAACUCAUUUCUUUGCCAAAGGAGAGAGCCCAAAAAGAUGUCUGCAGCCCUCUUAGGCUUCCAACUAAUGAAAUAAGAAUUGUAAAGAUGAAAGUUGAGACUGUCACAAAAUUCAAAACAAUUUCAAAUGUUGUUGGAUAUUUAAAAGGUUCAACAUCUCCAGAUCGCUAUAUCAUACUUGGCAGCCAUCACCACACUGCGUACGGUUAUAAAGCACAAGAAUGGGCCAGUGGUACAGUCAUAACCACAGCGUUCAUCCAGGCCUUGAUGUUGAGAGUUAAGAAAGGGUGGAGGCCACACAGAACUAUUGUUUUCUGUUCAUGGGGAGGAACAUCUUUUGGCAACAUUGGCUCAUUCGAGUGGGGAGAGGAUUUCAGGAAGGUCCUGCAGAGAAACGCUGUGGCUUACAUUAGUCUACAUAAUCCUAUAAGAGGCAACUCAAGUCUGCAUCCUGUGGCAUCUCCUUCUCUUCAGCAACUCAUAGCAGAGAAAAAGAAUUUCAACUGUACCAAAAGAGCUCGGUGCCCAGAAACCAACAUCACUUCUGUCCAAAUACAAGGAGAUGCCAAUUAUUUCAUCAACCAUCUCGGAGUUCCAACGCUGGAGUUUGUUUAUGAAGAUGUCAAAACAUUAGAGGGUCCAAGCUUUCUCUCAGAGGCCUUUUUUCCUAACCAUGCAACCAAAAUUGAAGAAAUAGACCCUUCUUUCAACCUUCAUGAAACCAUUACAAAGCUGACAGGUGAAGUGAUUUUGCAAAUUGCCAACGAGCCGGUUCUGCCUUUUAAUGCACUUGAUAUAGCUUUAGAAGUUCAAAACAGCCUUAAAGGUACUGCACUCAACACUCACCAGCUGUUAACAACAGCAUCAAGGUUACGUGAGAGUGUGGAACUCUUUCAAUCAGAUGAGAUGCGUCCUGCGAAUGAUCCCAAGGAGCGAAACCCUAUCCGCAUGCGAAUGCUGAAUGACGUUCUGCAAGACAUGGAGAAAUGCUUCUUGGUGAGGCAGGUGCCACCAGGGUUUUAUCGAAACAUCUUGUACCAUCUAGAUGAGAAGACAAGCCAGUUUUCCAUUCUGCUGGAAGCGUGGGAGAACAGCAAAUCACUCCCCUCACAUGAGGCCCUUCAAGAAGUCCUGUCCGUGGUGCUGAACAGCAUUAAUUCAGCCCAGGUUUACUUCAAAGCAGGACUUGAGGUGUUUGAGAGUGUCUUGGCUGGAAAGGACUGA
Elephantulus edwardii (Cape elephant shrew) is the source of this 2519-nucleotide messenger RNA. It is a transcript of the gene NAALADL2, whose product is annotated as N-acetylated alpha-linked acidic dipeptidase-like 2. The transcript has 14 exons. NCBI's taxonomy places the organism in Eukaryota, Metazoa, Chordata, Mammalia, Macroscelidea, Macroscelididae. The record is from RefSeq and is a predicted model, not a curated record. The coding region runs from base 129 to 2519 and encodes 796 amino acids.